Oncorhynchus mykiss (rainbow trout) is the source of this 4596-nucleotide messenger RNA. NCBI's taxonomy places the organism in Eukaryota, Metazoa, Chordata, Actinopteri, Salmoniformes, Salmonidae. The record is from RefSeq and is a predicted model, not a curated record.
CAGCACAAAUUGUAACGUUGUUGCAGAUUUAGUAAGUGUCAGUCUGUAAUGUCAGAUAGGCUACAUCAAUUAUUGAGCAAAUUGUUGUUGUCAGGUUGGAUCUGGCCUGCUACUUUGGACACAAAGAUGUUGUGAAGGAGUUACUCAAGGAAGUAGUUAUUUUUCUGUUAUGAUACCUGUGCCACUAUCAUCUACGGGACAGCCCAGGUCCCUAAAUCUGUCUACGAGGAUAAUGAGACCAUCGCCAUGCACGAGGCUGCAGAGAUUAGAGAGGAGAAGAGGAAGGAAGCGAAGCUUCUGGGGGUGGACAGAGAGGGAGACAUCUUCAGCCUGUCUCAGCUGGUCAGCAUCUGAUCAUCCCUGGCCCUCCACUGAACCUCUCAACCUCAAGAUGCGGCCUCCAGACAUCCACUGUAGAGACCUGCCUACAGGGGGCAGAAGCAGUGUGUGAGAAAGAUGCUCAAGUCUGGAGCCAGCCCCAGCAUCAAGAAUGAGCAACCAAACCGUUUUUGACCUGGCCUGCAGUGAGGAGAUUAAGCAGAUUCUGGUGGGCAGUCAUGACAAGAGAUGCUUGGAUGCCCUGGAGGAGCAUGUGGCCAACAGCAGCUGUCACUACCCAGAAGCAGACAGAUGAGGAGGGGGAUGAAGAUAGAUCUUGGCGACCUCACAGACUUCCUCCAGGUCAGAUGAAGUCAACACCAGCGGAUCCCAAAUAUUUCCGUUCUGGAGACCACCAAAUCACUAUCAAAAGCUCUUGAUCUAAAAUAAAUAAACACUAAAACAUUUUGCAGACCAUCUGCACAGCGGACCACAGGUUGAAACCACUAGUCUACACGCACACACCCAGACCGGAACUCAAACCAACACAGAUUCCAACUUCUUCAGGGCUAGCCAAUCACAGAGUUCCAUUGUUACCUUAUUUUUAAUAUUCUACUCCAGAAAAGUGACAGUUGGUUUCAGUUAGCCCUGCUUGUGUGAACACAAGCUAAGCUAGCCCAGGCCCAUUCAGUCGUAUUGAUGCUUACACAAUUGUUUACAAGUGGGCUGUGUUCUUAUUGGCUCAUGCAUUCAUGGUGAAUGGGUUAUAGAAGCCCCUCCCCCUGCUGUGACUGGCCAGUAGCUGUGUGACAAGGGAGGGUUAGUAAACUGAGGGGCUGUGUAUGUGUAGAAGGGAGGGUUUGUUUGUGUGUGUGUGCACCUGUCCUCGCGGCCGUGCCCUUGGGACAUCAGUAGAACAGAGUGGUAAUCACUAGCGAGCCUGUAGCAAGGACACAGCCGAGCAAGAUCCGCUUUUAUGCUGAGCUCUGCACUCUGCUUGCAGAUCAGUGCAGGCACACACACUCACACACGCUCUUGCUUAAGGGAAACGCUAGGCAUUUGGAGACGGAACUGUUGCACGUGCAUAUUAACACUCAAGCAGAGACACAUGCUUUCACACUCGCACGCACGUACGUACGUUCACAGAGGCAGGCACAAUUCUACCACCCAGCAGAGCAUCCCGAGGACAGGAGGAGGAAAAGUGACAGCAGCACCCUCUAUCCACUCAGAUUCUGAGAACAAGCAUUCUCUCUCUCUGAACGGCUUCCUGUUUGUGGUCAGACACUCGAUUGAAGAGGAGGAAGAGGAAGAGGGGAGAGAGCCCCCUCUGUUCAGCAGCAGCCUCCAUUGCCGUACCACCCUCAGGGAACGGCCACCGCCAGCGGAAUGUCCGGGGAGGGUAACCAUGGUAACCAGAAGGCCCAGUGCAAUGGAGUAAAGAAGCACAGAACGUCUUUACCAGCGCCCAUGUUCUCCAGGAAUGAUGUCAGCAUCUGGAGCAUCCUGAAGAAAUGCAUUGGCAUGGAGCUGUCUAAGAUAGCAAUGCCAGUGAUCUUAAACGAGCCCCUUAGUUUCCUGCAGCGGCUCACAGAGUACAUGGAGCACACGUACCUCAUCCACCAAGCGAACACCACCACAGAUUCCAUGGAGAGGAUGAAGUGUGUUGCAGCGUUUGCUGUGUCUGCUGUAGCUUCACAGUGGGAGAGGACGGGAAAACCCUUCAACCCACUACUGGGAGAAACCUAUGAGCUCAUCAGAGAGGACCUAGGGUUCAGGUGGAUGUCGGAGCAGGUUAGCCACCACCCCCCCGUCAGCGCCUUCCAUGCUGAGGGCCUGCAGGAAGACUUCCUGUUCCACGGCUCCAUUUACCCCAAACUCAAGUUCUGGGGCAAGAGUGUGGAGGCGGAGCCUAAAGGCAUCAUCAGCCUGGAGCUACCCAAACACAACGAAGCGUACACCUGGACAAACCCCACCUGUUGUGUCCACAACAUCAUCGUGGGCCAGUUGUGGAUCGAGCAGUACGGCAAUGUGGAGGUGAUCAACCACAAGACCGGAGAGAGAUGCAGCCUGAUAUUCAAACCAUGUGGCCUCUUUGGCAAAGAGCUGCACAAAGUGGAGGGCUACAUUCUAGAUAAAAGCAAAAAGAAGCUCUGUGCCAUCUACGGUAAAUGGACCGAGUGCUUGUACACUGUGGACGCUGACACUUUUGAUGCUCAUAAGAAAUCUGACAAGAAGAACUCAGAGGAGAAGAAAAGCAACAUGCAGACCAGUGUAGACGAGGAGCCAGAGGAGAUGCCCCUGCCUGACGGAGACACGGUCCAGGUCAUCCCAGGAAGUGAGCUGAUCUGGAGGAUAGCCCCCCGACCAGACAACUCUGCAGAGUUCUAUGCUUUCUCCACAUUUGCCAUGCAGCUGAAUGAGCUGGAGGAAGACAUGAAGGGUGUCCUACCCCCCACAGACUGUCGACUCAGGCCUGACAUCAGACACAUGGAAAAAGGAGACAUAGACUCGGCAAGUGCAGAGAAGAAGAGGGUAGAGGAGAAACAAAGACUGUCCCGGAAAAAUCGCUCCAAAUCAACCGAGGAAUGGAAAACAAGGAACCCAGCUCUUGGCCCCAGGUGGUUCCACCAGGGCACCAACCCCCACAACAAAGCUCAGGACUGGCUCUACUCCAACAGCUACUGGGACCGGAACUACUCCCUGCUGCCUGAUAUAUACUGACCUACAGGACACACACCACACACACAUCUCUAUCUGUACACACCUUGUCUUAACUCUCUGCAAUUUUUUAUAUUCUGACACUGGAGCUUUGGCAUUUUUCUCAGAGGGUUCAUUGAAGGGGGAGAAAGUUAAUCCUAGUCAGGUCAUGCGGUCAGGAAAAAUGUGUUAUGAUAUAGAUGAUGUCAACAUAGGCAAGGUCAAGGGAGAGUUCUGGCUUUAAUCAUUUCAAAGCCUGCUCUGAACCUGCUAUAGUCCUUUGCAUGGGUAAGGAUGAUGCUGGGAAUUGAAUGACCGUAAAGGCAACAACCAUUCAGUAGUCCCUAAACAUAUCUCCUAUGUCUCACUCAAAGCACAAUUGUGAAGCCCUCAUGAGUCAAUAAGCGAUGGUCAUUUACCAGUGUGUAUAGAAUUAUUAUAAAACUAUAGGGUGUAACCUGCCAGUCAUUUUAACAAUGGGAGUGUUUUGAAUGGAGUGGAUUGAAUGUGACACACCUCUUGAUGUGUCUCUAGUAUCUCUCACCAAAACACUUGUGAGAAUUAUGUCCAUUUAUUUUACUAGGCAAGUCAAUUAAGAACAAAUUCUUAUUUUCAAUGACGGCCUAGGGGCAGAACGACAGAUUUGUCAGCUCGGGGAUUUGAACUUGCAACCUUUUGGUUACUAGUCCAACGCUCUAACCACUAGGCUACCCUGCCGCCCAUUUGAAUGGGUUGUGCUCAGUUCUGUUACUUACAAAUGUAUCAAUUUAAGGAAAAUAGAGCUUUCAAAUAGUGUGUGAAAUAGACUUGUUCCAAGUUCCUGCAGUCCUUGCUAUAUGCUAACAAACUAAACAGUCAUUAUAACACACUGUAUCACAGCUGCUCGGACCUCAGCAACUAUGGCUGAGGACAUAAAUGUCUGUACAUAUUAUUUGAUAGAGCUCUUCUAUUCUUCUGAGCUGUAAUACAAUGUAGUACUUGAGGAAUGUAGGAUACAAUGAAUAGAGGGGAAUAGCUGUACUGUACUUAGAAUUAUGGCUUGCUUCCAUAACACUUGAGAACUUAGUUUGACCACUUGGCUCUACAUGAAUAUAUUUUUAUGUGUGCAAACGUUUCCUCUAAAGUAAAAAUGUGAAUCUGAGAGGUACAUGUAACUGUUUUAACUACCCCUAACACACUGAAUGCAAAUACAGUACAAGCACAACGUUGACUAUGCAAGCAUUAGCUGCACUACACCCACAGACACACAGUAAGCCUAUGUCCCAAAUGGCAAACUAUUUCCUACAUAGCGCACUACUUUUGACCUGAGCCCUAUUGGGGAAAAGGGCGCAAUUUGGGAUACACACAGCCACUGUUCAACUCACUCAUCCACUGCAUAACAUUCCUCUCCUUGGUUGUGAAUAGCUGCUGUUGUAACCUCGGUAAAGCGGUAGUUUAGGUUUGAUUAUCAGUACAGUAGACUGGACCUAGCACACCCUGUGAAUGCAGUUUUAGCUAGAGGCUACUCUCACUUUGUGUUUAGCACAUUACAUAAUCAAGGUUGUUUCUAUUGUUGCUAAAUAAAAGCUUCAUGUUACCUUA